Mesorhabditis spiculigera is the source of this 378-nucleotide messenger RNA. Lineage: Eukaryota; Metazoa; Nematoda; Chromadorea; Rhabditida; Rhabditidae. The record is from the annotation of a GenBank genome assembly.
AUGCGUGCAUGGCGCGGCUACAUGGACGGUAAUCAGCGCCUCAUGGAGGUUCUCAACCGCGAACUGCAGGAUUCACACGACCUGUCGUUGGCCGAUUACCGCAUUCUGGUCAUGCUCUCGGAGUCAGCUGACGGGUCGUUGCGGAUGAGUGACCUGGCAGACGGCGUGCUGUCUUCGCGGAGCCGCCUGACGCACCAGAUCAGGCGGAUGGAAUCUCAGGGCAUCGUCGUGCGAGACACUUGCGUCGAAGAUGGUCGCGGCGUGCUCGCUCGGAUCACGGAAGAGGUGCGGAACAAUCUGGUCGAUCUGCUGACUCCCCAGGAACUGGACGUGCUGGCAGACGUCUUCGAGAAGGUCGACAAAGCCAUCGGCGAGCGC